Molecule: messenger RNA, 285 nt
Organism: Symbiodinium natans
Lineage: Eukaryota; Dinophyceae; Suessiales; Symbiodiniaceae
Source: the annotation of a GenBank genome assembly
AUGCCGAUGACGGCCGUCGCCAUCGGAAACAACGGACGCCGGAGCCGCCUGCGCACGCGCAGCGACGUGCAAGAGGUGAUCCGGUUCAUGGAAGGUGAGGAGGAGGACAUGGGCUCCCCAUCCGCCAAAACAGAGACGGAGGCGCCGGCGGCAAAUACGACCUGCUGGGACAACCUCGACCCCCGCUUGCUGCCUGUGGUCCUGACCGUGUCCCUCCUCUGCAGCGCCGUCUGCUGGUUCUUCUUGCAGUGCCCGUUGUUGAGUGACUUGGCCCUGAUUCCCUGA